AUGCGCGCUCGUGUUGACAAGCUUUUAGCGGCCUUAAUGCUGACUCGAAAUCUGGCUCCAGGCGUAAAAGAUUUUGAUCUAGGUUCGCUUCGCGCCGGAGGAGCAACCUGGAUGAUGCAGGUGACGGAGUCGCCUGACGUGGUCAGAAGGCGUGGCCGCCGGGUCUCCAACCGGGUCAUGAAGAUCUAUGUGCAGGAGGUCAGUGCCCUGAUGUAUCUGCCAAGGUGGAUUAGUGAUGAUCCGAAGCGUGCACUGCUGCUCAAGCUUCUCCCGCCCUCCUGGCCCGACCCUUCGAAGCAGAUGCAAAAGUAUCCCGAAAUGCCGGGAUCCACCGUGCUUUCUGCUGACGGUCUCGCCUGGAGGUUGCUUCCCAUGCUGAUGCUCGAUUGUCCUGCAUGCCAAGCUGGUGGAGACUGUCGAUUCCUUUGUCGAGUGGGUGGAGCACAGCCGGUACUCCAGCUGGUCACCGACGUCUGUCUGCAGCUCAGAGAAGUACAGCAAGACAUAGAAACCUUCACGUUAAGUCAGAAUGAGAAUGGGAAUGGCUAUCGGGUCUGCACCGAAGAGGUGAUGAUUCGGAAUGAGUACCUGGGCUACGAGGAGCUGAACUUCC
Molecule: messenger RNA, 613 nt
Organism: Symbiodinium necroappetens
Lineage: Eukaryota; Dinophyceae; Suessiales; Symbiodiniaceae
Source: the annotation of a GenBank genome assembly